AUGUCCUCUCCGAAAGAGCUCUGGUGGGCAGCACGCAAUCCCCCAUCUGACCCUCAAAACCUCGACUUCAAAGACAAGGCAGUCCUCGUUACAGGCGCCAACUCGGGUCUCGGCCAUGCUGCUGCCAUCAAAUACGCCGCCCUCGGCGCCAACCCCCUCAUUUUGGCUGUACGAUCACAACAGAAAGGAGAAGAAGCCAAGGCCGAUAUCAUUCGCGCUACAAAAUGCUCUCCCGAUAUCUUCGUGAUCGAGAUCCUCGAGUUGACAACUUUUGCGUCGGUCAGAGAAUUUGCCGACCGCGUCAACGCCCGGGUGCCGCAGCUCCACGUCGUCCAGCUCGCCGCCGGAAUCUCAACACCAGGUUUUGAGAAAAGCCCCGAUGACUACGAGAUGGGGCUGCAGGUGAAUGUGCUCUCGACAACACUUUUGGCGUUAUUGCUACUGCCAAAGCUGCGCGAGACUGCGGUCGCCACCACUGCCGGUCCGGAUGGCUUCAUCCCGCACAUGUCCUUCGUCAACAGCAUUGCCCACCUCGAAGUCAAGCCUGAAUGGAUUGCCGAUGGGGAUACCUUGCUACAGCGGAUACAAAACCAAUCCAAGUUUGACAAACGUAUUUUCAUGGCCAUCUUCUACGUCUUCCUGGGCCGUUCGGCAGAGCAGGGGAGUCGGUCCAUGGUCAGUGCCACCGGUCUGGGUCCCGAAAGCCAUGGAAAGUUUUGGGUAAAUGACAAGUACCUCCCGUAA
This is a messenger RNA of Chaetomium globosum CBS 148.51, 744 nucleotides long. RefSeq lists its product as uncharacterized. The transcript is spliced from 2 exons. The record is from RefSeq and is a predicted model, not a curated record. Bases 1 to 744 code for a protein of 247 amino acids. Lineage: Eukaryota; Fungi; Ascomycota; Sordariomycetes; Sordariales; Chaetomiaceae.